AUGUCCCAGCCAGAUAUAUCGAAACCUGCGGGUAAAAGUUGGCGAGAAAUAAAUCAAGAGAGGAAAGCUUUAAAACGUCAACGAAAUGAAGAGAAAAUAGUGAAGCGUGAGAAAAAAGCUGCACUGGAUCGUGAAGUGGAAGCAAAAAAUCAUGAGGAAAUUGAACGGGAAAAGAAGUACUCCGAGAUAUCGACUAUUAGUAUCGCUGUCCCAGGUUCUAUACUUGAAAACGCUCAAUCUGCCGAACUCCGGACUUAUUUAGCCGGUCAAAUAGCGCGAGCAGCUUGCGUGUUUUGCGUAGACGAAGUUAUUGUGUUUGAUGAUAUUGGUGAUAAGUUGAACACUAAGAAGUCAAAGUUGGACGAUGCUGACGGAGUCAAAGUGGCUAGAAAAAGCUGCGUUCAAUUGGCCCGUAUCUUGCAAUAUUUGGAGUGUCCACAGUACUUGAGAAAACAUUUUUUCCCUAUACAUAAAGACUUAGAAUUUGCAGGAUUACUUAAUCCAUUAGAUGCACCACAUCACUUGAGAAUGUCAAAUGAUUUUCAAUUUAGAGAAGGUAUAACUAUGAACAAAAAAGUGAAACCAGGCAAGGGUUCUCAAGUCAAUGUGGGGCUUCUUCAAGAUAUCUCUACAGAUAAACUUUUGAACCCGGGCUUAAGAGUUACAGUUCGAAUGUUACCUGCACAAGAUGGGAGCAAAAAGAUCAAAGGGAAGAUAGUCAGCCUGACCACACCAAGGGCUGAAACAGGAGUAUAUUGGGGCUAUACAGUCAGAAUAGCAAAUAAUUUGAGUCAAAUCUUUACACAGAGCCCUUAUAAAGACGGGUAUGAUUUGACUAUUGGCACAUCAGACAGAGGAGCUCCAAUAGAUGACAUGCCAAAUAAAGGAUUGAAAUACAAUCAUGCACUCAUAGUGUUUGGUGGCUUACAUGGGAUUGAGGCUGCUUUAGAGGGUGAUGAGCAAAUACAAGCAGAGGAACCAAGCUUACUCUUCAACCACUAUGUAAAUGUAUUGCCUAACCAAGGGUCUAGAACAAUACGAACAGAAGAGGCAAUACUUAUAGCCUUGUCUAGUUUCAGGACUAAAUUACAACCUAAUAAUGAGCCAAUGGUUUUCUCUGGCACGGGUAUAGCUGUAAGUUCGUCAUUCCCUGCAUCUAAAGUAGAAGCUGAGCAUUCUACAGUUGAAAACCGCUUAGAUUUAAGAAGAUUUGACUAA
Molecule: messenger RNA, 1218 nt
Organism: Arctia plantaginis
Lineage: Eukaryota; Metazoa; Arthropoda; Insecta; Lepidoptera; Erebidae
Source: the annotation of a GenBank genome assembly